Molecule: messenger RNA, 1059 nt
Organism: Anthostomella pinea
Lineage: Eukaryota; Fungi; Ascomycota; Sordariomycetes; Xylariales; Xylariaceae
Source: the annotation of a GenBank genome assembly
AUGGCAAGAUUCUCUUGCCAUCACGAUGCAGCCAGGUAUGGGACCGUCCCAAAAGCGGUUCUGGCGCAACUUCCAUUCGAGGGAAGCACUAGAUCGCGGUGCCCGGACUGCAGAACGUCCACCCCUGAAGGUCUCCAGUUCCUCCUAGAGCGGAUGCUCGAUCCGCGCUUCGAAGCUCCCACCAGCCGUGAGCGCCUCUUGCAGUACCUGUUCGACAGGGCUGCCUCGCAGCGCAGGUCACCAGCCUUCAAGGAGCACUGGCCAACGCUGCAGAAGUGCUGGGCUAGCACUUCUAUCCGUCUGGCGAGCAUGGAUCAGAUCAACUACGUCUGCCAGGAGAUCCGCACGAAAUACGGUGCGGGCCUCGAGAAGCAGACGUUUGUGGAGCUGGGCGACGCCAUCUGCCGGGACCACGGCGUCGACCAGGGGCUUGACAAGACGGGCGACGUGGCAGAGACCUUCGACGCCUUCGUGGUGCAGCUGAACAACAUGAAGCACAACAUCGAGAACAUCGGCCAGUUUGAGAGCUUCUGUACGUCGGCUGCCAAGAUGGCGGAGCUUAGAAAGGUCACGGUCGAGACCUUUGAGCAGCUGGGUAAGGCGCGGGAGAAGUGUGGUACUUCCAAGAAGACUGCGACUGCGAGACCCGGGAGUUCGGGUAGCGUCUGGGAGUUGGGAGAUCUGGCCCUUCUCCUGGUGGACCGACUGGUGGUCUGGGACUCGGAAGAUCUGGUAGUCUGCGAAGACGUCUACUGGGCGCUCGUCAUGUGGGCGAUCUUGUUCACGGCCGCUGUUACCCUCGGACUGUGCAUGGGCUUUGGCUCGGGUGGCGUUGUCGCAGAUACGAACAAGCCAUUCUACAUUUACUACUCGCUCGCGAGCUCAAUUGCUGCGGCCUUUCAGCCAGCCGCGUACGGAGGCUUCACGCCUGCUGGAGGCCUAUUCGCCACGCUGACAAGCCUGGCAAUGUUGGGGAUCCUGGCGCCCGCUAUCGCAUUGGUUGGAGCGAUGGUUGCGCUGCUGCCAGGGUACCUCACUUUCAUCUACGUGCACGACUGA